GUCAGAGCCUUCAGUGGGCGGGGCGAUGUAUUAGUGAGGGAUAGUGCUGCAUAGGCGGCCAUUGGUCAGAGCCUCCGGUGGGCGGGGUUACCAUCUGACAGGCGAUGCUGUGGGAGCCGCCCAGUGCCGACCGGCAAACAUCCCGAAUGAGCUGUGAGCCGGAGAGAGAGCUGGACCGGCAUCGUCACCAUGUGGGUGUUCGGGUACGGCUCGCUCAUCUGGAAGGUGGAUUUCCCCUACGAGGAGAAACUGGUGGGAUACAUCACGUGUUACAGCCGCAGGUUCUGGCAGGGCAGCACCGACCACCGGGGGGUCCCGGGAAAGGUGAGACCCAGAGACAGACAUUAUAUAUAUACACAGCAUGGACCACCGGGGGGUCCCGGGAAAGGUGAGACCCAGAGACAGACAUUAUAUAUAUAUACACAGCAUGGACCACCGGGGGGUCCCGGGAAAGGUGAGACCCAGAGACAGACACUAUAUAUAUACACAGCAUGGACCACCGGGGGGUCCCGGGAAAGGUGAGACCCAGAGACAGACACUAUAUAUAUAUAUAUAUACACAGCAUGGACCACCGGGGGGUCCCGGGAAAGGUGAGACCCAGAGACAGACAUAUUAUAUAUAUACACAGCAUGGACCACCGGGGGGUCCCGGGAAAGGUGAGACCCAGAGACAGACAUUAUAUAUAUAUAUAUACACAGCAUGGACCACCGGGGGGUCCCGGGAAAGGUGAGACCCAGAGACAGACAUAUUAUAUAUAUACACAGCAUGGACCACCGGGGGGUCCCGGGAAAGGUGAGACCCAGAGACAGACAUUAUAUAUAUAUACACAGCAUGGACCACCGGGGGGUCCCGGGAAAGGUGAGACCCAGAGACAGGGUCCCGGGAAAGGUGAGACCCAGAGACAGACAUAUAUAUAUAUACACAGCAUGGACCACCGGGGGGUCCGGGAAAGGUGAGACCCAGAGACAGACAUAAUAUAUAUACACAGCAUGGACCACCGGGGGGUCCCGGGAAAGGUGAGACCCAGAGACAGACAUUAUAUAUAUAUAUACACAGCAUGGACCACCGGGGGGUCCCGGGAAAGGUGAGACCCAGAGACAGACAUUAUAUAUAUAUAUACACAGCAUGGACCCACCGGGAGUCCCGGAAAGGUGAGACCCAGAGACAGACAUUAUAUAUAUACACAGCAUGGACCACCGGGGUCCCGGAAAGGUCCCGAGACCCAGAGACAGACACACACCAUACAUAUAUAUAUAUAUAUAUAUAUAUAUAUAUAUAUAUAUAUAUAUAUAUAUAUAUAUAUAUAUAUAUAUAUAUAUAUAUAUAUAUAUAUACAGAGACAGACAGACACACACACCAUAUAUAUAUAUAUAUAUACAGAGACAGACACCUACACUAUAUAUAUAUAUAUAUAUAUAUAUAUAUAUAUAUAUAUAUAUAUUCUGUCUCUGUGUAUAUAUAUGGUGUAGGUGUCUGUCUCUGUAUGUAUGUAUAUAUAUAUAUAUAUGUGGAUAGUUAAUACAAUGCUAAACAAAAAUCGGGAAAGCAGUGCAACCCAGCAGACACACAAUUUUAAUAUGCAAAAUAGGAUAAUGCACACCACUCAUGGACAGCUGUUUCGUUGUUAAUGCAACUCUUCAGCAUGAGGUUGGUUACUGGUUUGCUUAUGGAGGCUUGGUAGUGCUUGGGAAGCAAGAUCCAAAUAGAUUAUGGUGGGGAAAAAUUGUGAUUGAAAACCCCUUCCACCUGAAGUAUGUGGAUAGUUAAUACAAUGCUAAACAAAAAUCUGCACACCAGUCAAGCCAUAAGACUUGCUUUUCCCACAGAAAUCCCAAAUCAGCAGUGAUGUUACAACCGCAAAGGAUUCUGGGUGGGCAUAUGCAAAUUAGUUUAACAAAGAAUCACAUUUUUGCCUCAUUCCAUUUUAAACAUGGAUUCCUUUUAAUUUGUGUUUGCAGUAUACAACUGCUUGGAACACAAUUUAGGAUAUAUAUAUGUGUAUAUAUAUGGUGUAGGUGUCUGUCUCUGUGUGUGUAUAUAUAUAUAUAUAGAGAGGAUAAAGAGAUGCACUCUCAGGACUUGAAAAAAUAGUUAAUUUAUUCCAGCAGGUAUAACAUCAAAGUUUGCCGACGUUUCGACCCAUUCGGGUCUUUCUCAAGGUCAAUGUACCUGUGCUUACAAGCCAUUUAUAUAGGACAUAAAAAGAAGUACUCACCAAUCUGUGAAGAACCCCCUGAAUCCCUCCGUGCACACCCGGAAGUGAAACCGGAAAUAAAACCCGCGAUCACAUGAUCCAUGCAUAAUUGAUCAUGUGGUGUUGCUAAGAUACCGAUAGGAAAACAAUUAAUUAUAAGAUCGGUAAAUAUCUCAUAGAUGUGCAAGUGAAAUGUCUAAUAUCAAUCUAUUAAUGAAAUCUGAUUAAAGUGCAGAGUGCAUAAAUCCGCAAAAAUGCAGCCUAAUAUAAAAAAGUGAGCAAAGAUCAUAAGAUCAAAUAUACUGUGUAAAGUGUCACCAUAUAUCUAAAGAAGUGAUCAAAAAAAUAAAGAAUGUUAUGUUAAAAACAUUUCACCAACCAUGUCAAGAUUAGAAGGCAUUUAGCUGAAGCAAUCUAUAACAUCAGAAAACUAGCAGGCUAAAAAAGGGAAAAAAAGCCAUUAGAAUAAAGGCUCCAAAAAACCAAUAAGGAUCGCAAAUAUACUUAGAGAAAAAGGAAACCAUAUGAUUAUUCAAAGAACAUUAUUAUUAAAGAAACAUAGAGAGCACAAUGUUUUCGUUGAGUCCUUUUGGUGUCACUGUGUCCAGCCGAUGGAUCCAUUGUGCCUCACGUUGAAGUAGUUUCUUUGAUCUGUCACCCCCUCUGGACAUUGGGGGGACAUGAUCAAUAGCCGUGAAACGUAACAGAGGAAGUCUAUGUUGCAUAUGUAGGAAAUGUUUAGCGACUGGCUUAUCGCUAUAUUGAUCUCUAAAUGCUGUUGUUAUGGUCGACCGAUGUCCCCUUAUGCGGUCUCUCAACGUCAAGUCGGUUUUGCCAACGUACGAAAGUCCGCAGGGACAUGUGAUCAUGUAUAUCACAUGGUCAGUGGUACAAGUGAUUAUAUAUAAUACACAGAGACAGACACACACACACCAUAUAUACACAGAGACAGACACACACACUAUAUAUAUAUAUAUAUAUAUAUAUAUAUAUAUAUAUAUAUAUAUAUAUAUAUAUAUAUAUAUAUAUAUAUAUAUAUACAUACACACAUACACACACGUUGAAGAUAGGAGUGAUCCCAGGGGCACCUGACCAGCAGUCUGCUCGGGUCAAACAAUUGACCCUGAGACAGACAUUAUAUAUAAUAUAUACACAGCAUGGACGACCGGGGGUCCCGGGAAAGGUGAGAGACAGAGACAGACUAUAUAUAUAUAUAUAUACACAGCAUGGACCACCGGGGGGUCCCGGGAAAGGUGAGACCCAGAGACAGACACACACUGUGUGUAUAUAUAUACACAGAGACACACACACCAUAUAUAUAUAUAUAUAUAUGCACAGAGACAGACACACACCACAUAUAUACACAGACAGACACACACUAUAUAUAUAUAUAUAUAUAUAUACACAUACACAUACACAUACACAGAGACAGACACACACACACACUAUAUAUAUAUACAUACACACACACACACACAGAGACAGACAGGUUGAAGAUAGGAGUGAUCCCAGGGGCACCUGACCAGCAGUCUGCUCGGGUCAAACAAUUGACCCUGAUGAUGUCAUAGACGUGCGCCUCCCGGGGUUGUUCCCAUAGCAACCCAGUAUAACCAACAAAAUAAUACAUAUACAUAUAACUAAAAACAUAGCCUGCAUAAAUUAUAAAUGUUGAAGAAAGACCUAUACACCCCAUCAGGGACCAUUUAGAUACAGAGAAAAUCCAUGGAGAACACGUUAGAGAUAGACAGCAGGCAGAACUAAUCGAAAAGCGAUCAAACUGCAAUUAGCCUGUAGCAACCUAUUAACAAGAUAUAAAUACACAAACGGUACCACCUAAGGAAUAGAUAAUGCAUAAAGAAAACAUGUAACUUAUGCUACAAAUACAAAAUAAAAUGCAGGCAUGAGCAAUCAAACCAGCAAAGAUUCCAAUCUAACUACAGGGAGCAAAGUACCAACAAAUAGCAAUUGAAAGCAUAAUUGUACCAAGAGUAAUGUAUCACUUUGAAUCCUUAGAGAGCAUUAUACAGGUAAAAAGAGUAGUAAAGGAUAUAUGUCAGAACUUCUUAGUCAAAAAAAGGGAGAAAACAUGAAAAGACGAUGCCAGAUAAAGGGUGAUUAAAUAUCCACCAACUAAACCUAUGGGGAAAAGAUCGUUAUGCACAAUAACAAGAAGAUACAAGUAUAGCCACUAAGUAGAGCUGCAGUGAUCUCAAGAGAAGAGGGUACCAAGAAUGACUGGUGUACUCCCAGUCUAGUCCAACAUGAACACAUAAAUAAAUACAUAUAUAACUCAAACAUUCAAGCAGCAGAGCAAAGAACCAAUGCAUCCCUGAAUCUAUAUAGACCGGCAUACAUCACAUAAUAUAUACAGAAUACAAAAUAAUACAGGCGAGGGACAUAACGCAAAGGUCCUCAACAAAAUCACAUUGUUAUAGACAUAUAUAGUAAUAAACCUAUUAGCACUGGGUGGAAUGGGUAAUUGAGACGCCUAUCCCCCAGGGUGGGCUGUCUCUUAACCCUAAACCCGUCCGCCAUCAGACAGAUAACAUGAAUCAUCCUAAAGAAUUUUAUAUUUUUUUUUAGUAAGGAGCACAAAAUGCAUUAGAGUCAUAGGCUGAAAUUAAGAAUGGCUGAAGUGCCUAUCCCCCAGGGUGGGCUACCUCCAAGCCCUUAAUAGUCGCCAACAACUUGCUAAAUAAGUGAAUAGCAAAGCGGUAUAAUGGGAAGGAUAUUAGAGAUGCCUAUGCCCCUGGGUGGGCUUUCUCGUUCCCCUAUCAACCAAACCACGAUACCAAUAUUUACAAAAAUACUGCCAAUGAGUAUUUUUCAUUCAAACCAAAUGGCUGAACGGUGUGUAGAGUCCUAAUCCAGUAAAGUUCACGCUGCAAUAACAGCUUACUGCGGUCUCCACCUCUGCGCAAAGGAUGAACAUGGUCUAUGGCCAUCAGUUUCAGGGUGGGCAACGAGUGUCCCUUCUCAAGAAAAUGUUUUGCCACGGGUUGCCCAGAUUUGUUGUCCGUAUACUGGAUCUGUGGUUACGGACUCGUUCACGUAAGGGUAAAUCUGUUUUGCCCACAUGGGCAAGUAAGUUUGUAUAUUACAAAAUCCGAUGUACAUGUUAAGCGGUGUAGGGUUUCCCAGAAUGAGGGUGUGUGGAUGUUUUACCUGACAGCAUAUGUUCACAGGUCACACAACCUAAGCAACGGUAGCAUCCAUAAUUAAUCUUGCUAGAUGGAGGUUGAUAGCAAUGAAUGGAGUCAGUGCAUACCAGGAGAUCCCUUAGAUUUUUAUUUCUUUUGUAGCAUGUCAUGGGGGGAUUUUUGAACUCGGCUGGUAAUGACGGGUUGUUGGUUAAAACAAUCCAAUUCUACUUAAUAGUGUUAUUAAACUCCAUCGAUGCCGAGGUGUACGUAGUCGGGAAUACUGUACGAGGGGCAUGUGUUAUUUCUUUAACAGCCAAAUCUUCACUUUGGUAUUUCAGUAACGCACGUUGAAGCGUGCUAUCCUUAUACCCUCUCAUCUUGAACUUGUGCCAUAUAGCUGAAAUUUGAAUAUGUGCCUUCUUAAGAUCAGAAUUAUUUCGAAAAACUCUCAAAAAUUGGGAGUAUGGUAGGGAUUCCUUUUAAGGCAGACGGGUGAAAACUGGUUGCAUGCAGCAAUGUGUUGCAGUCUGUUGUUUUUGUAAACAAUGGAUGUGCCAAUUUGUCCCCUUCACGGUAAACUCGGACAUCCAGAAAAUCGACCUGAUCGGUACUGAUUGCUGAAGUCAGCUCAAUGUUAGACGCUCUAUUGAUGGACCGAAUCAUUUGUUCUACAGCUGUAGUACUGCCCUUAACAAUCAUAAAGAUGUCAUCGAUGUAGUGUGUGUAUGCUACAAUCUGUUCUUUAAAGGGCUGUAGAAUAUGUAAGCUCUCAAACUGAUGCAUGUAUCCAUUUGCAUACAUGGGUGCCAUCGCCGCACCCAUGGAAGUACCUGCAAUCUGGCAGUACCAUGUAGUUUCAAACCUAAAGUAGUUCUGAGACAGGACUAUCUCCGAGUUCCAGUACAAACUCCACAGGUGGUCCAGUAUAGUAGGGAGACUGAGAUAGAAGUGCUCUCAUAGCUUAUAUACUGUCUUGGUGUGGAAUUACGGUAUAUAAGCUCCUUACAUCACAUGUUACCAACACUACAGGUACUGUCGGAAGUGUUAGAGUGGUUAGAAGACUGAGGAAGGUAGGAGUGUCUUUCAGGACUGUAUCUAGGUUCUCAAUAGUGUCUUUGAAGAGGAAAUCCAGCCAUUUUGCAACAGGCUCAAGAAUCCCCCCAAUGGCUGAAACAAUUUUGCGGCCUGGUGGUCUGGUACUAUCCUUGUGAAUUUUGGGGAGAGUGUACAUGAUCGGUGUCUUUGGUUUAUCUUGGAGUAAAUAUUGAUAUAGGUGCAUAUCAAUGUAAUUACUUCUGAGGCCCCUCUGGAAGGCAUCCAUGAUUUGCUGGUGAACAUUCCCAGUGGGAUCACCAGGUAAUGACAGAUAGGUAUUGGUAUCCGACAACUGCUGGAGGAUUUCUGACUGAUAGUGUGAAUAGUUCUGCAGGACUAUUCCUCCCCCUUUGUCUGCUGGUCCUAUAACAAUGUUAUUGUCUGUUGAGAGAGCUUUGAUGAUGUCUUUUUUGGAGCAGUUGGAGUGAUGACAAUGUUUCUCCUGAAGAAAAUCGGAAGAUUCUUUUUGUACCACACGUAAAAGGGCCUUGAUCCCAGGUUGAUUAUGAAGUGGGUCAAAUGUACUCUUUUUUUUUUUUCUUAAAGAUAGGGCUUGUCAGUGGAGUCUCACACAUUGAUUCCUUAAAGAAAUCUUUCAGGCGCAGUGUUCUGCCAAACUUAUAAAGUUCCACCUCCCACUUCAAUGGAUCUGGCCGUGUAGUGGGGACAAAUGACAGUCCUUUAGACAGCAACAGGAGUUCGUCAGGGAGGAGGGUUCUAGAUGAUAAAUUGAAGACUGGAAUUAUCUUCUCAUCCAAGGUGGCAUUUCUCUUGCCCCACCAUGUGCGUCCCCUCUGUCCUCGUCUUGUGAUGUACCUGUGUCUGUGUUGCCUGCUCUGCUCUGGUACCUCGUAAUUAUCCCCUGACGUUCUGUUGGACGGGACUCUAAAAAAGCUACCCUUGUAUCUUGGUUAGGCUUACGUUGAAUGGAUGGAUUAGCAGUAUCUGAUUCGGAGUUGGAUUCGUCUGAGGAUUUGUCAAUGGUAAAUUGUCUGGGUUUGCGGACCGGUCUCCGGCGUCUCGCAAACCUCGGGUUAUCACUAUGGCCACUAAGCCACCUAUACACCCGAUGUUCCUUGUAGUCAGCUGAGACAACAGCUUGUUUCUCUCUCUUAAACCUGAUUAGAUCUGUCUUGUAGGUUUUAACAUUAUCCUCCAAUUUCAAUAGAGUGGUCGCUGCCUCUGUGGAGGAUAGGAUAAGUGCUUCCUGUGUUUGUAAUUCCGCUAUUUUACAUCUUACUUGUGUCAAUUCUUCCUUUACAUCUUCAAUGAUAAUUAACAUAAGAUCGAGGGAACAUCUAUUCAAAACCCAGAUCCAUUUUUUGCAUGUCAAAGGUUUAAGUCUACCUAUAGUAGGGACAUUACUGACUCGAAACCCCCUAGGUAUUUGAAGUUUCCGAUAAUAAUCCGAGAGAAAAAGACCAUGAAGGUCCAGAUCCGUCUCUUGCUUUCUUAAAUGCAAAAGUUGGAAAUAAAUAUCCUUCAAGGAGGUAGUAUUAGGGAGAUCAGUAGUAGAGGAAGUCCAACGAGUCCUCUCAGCAUCUCCUUCACUAUAUUGGAGGAUCUCUGCUUGUUCAGAUAGCCCCCCGGCCAGGGUGAAAAAGUUUUCCAUAAAAACAAGUAAGUAUGAUACUAGAUGAAGGUAUGGUACUCCGAUGAAAACAGGUUAUUGCAGCAGAAGUGCAAGCCAAUAUAUAUAUGGGAGUCUAGCCAACUCCUUGGUUUUGCACCCCUCCCUGUCAGAGGUGCCUCAUUCCAGGGCCCUAUUUAGCCUUGUACUGCAGAGAGCCCCAGAUGGAAUUUUUUUCCCCAAGUAAGUGGGUUAAUCUCAUAAGAGCAGACAUUAGGCUUUUAGUGUAGGACCUGCCAAAGAUGGGGUACAUUGACGUUGUGGCAGGCUUAUGCAAUGUAUGAUCAUAUAAUGUAACUAAACCCCCAUUAUUUUUUCCUAGAUUAGGUUUUAAAAAAAAAAAUAAAAUAAAAAAAAUCUUUCAACAUUGAAGUUGCUGUUUAGUGGAUAGGUGAGUGUGCUGGAUCUUGUGAUACACACACACACACACCACACCCCCCGGGGGGUCCUGGGAAAGGUGAGACCCAGACAGACAAAAUAAAUAUAUAUAGUGUGUGUAAGGGGCAAUUUAGCAGUAUGUGGAGUAGGUUCAAGUGAGAACGUAAGAUAGAAUAAUCGAGCAAAGUCGGUUGUGGUGUGCUGAUACCGACGAUACGGUAGGCUCUGAAAAUAAAGAGGGCAAAAAUUGAAUAACCGAAGAUUUAAUACAGUCAACAAUUAUAUACAAUUAUCCAGACAUUUCUUUAAAAGCAUUUCUUAAUUCUUGUGUAGGUUUUGGUAUGUAGGUUGUGUAAGCGGAUGACUUCCACCGCCCUAAUGAUUUAAUGAUAUGCACCGGUAUGUUUGCGCUGGAAGCUGUGGAAGCCGCCCCUAUACGGAAGGAGUGAGCUGAGUAGAGUGAAGGGUUAAGACUUAGCAUGGUUAACAGAGAUCUGAUGUAUCGCAUGAAAGUCAUAGUAGUGAGUACAGAGCCUUUGAGUGAAAAUAGGUGUAGCAAUGGUGUUGAUGGGGUAAGUGAAAGGUAGGAAUCCAGCGCUGCUACUGGACACCAUUUGUUGUGUGUAGGAAAAUAAGUGAUCUCUACAGGAGGUCCGUGUUGGCUUGUUUUUGACUGAGGUAGAGACAGUAUGUAGUGAUCCAUGUGUUUGCGUAGGUGUGUGCGUAGAAGACAUCUGUCUUUUUGAGUGGUGGUGAUAGUAGUGAAUUCCCUUGGCCUGAGGAACCCGUAGAAUGCUAUGUACAUGGCAGCUUUGAUGACUGUGUUGGUAGUAGAGUGGAAAGGUUUGGAGUCUAAUAGGUCGGAUAAUGACUGGAAAAGUGUGUUAUCUAUAGGUAAUCUCUGUGGAAGAAGUGGAGGAAUGGAUUUCUGAAUACCUCUAAGUAUAUUCUUUACCUAAUAAGAUGAUGUGAAACUAUGUGUAUUGAGUUGUAGAGUUAGCAUAUGAUGUUGAAUGCCUGUCAGAUAUAAUUUGAUUGUGUUGUAAGAUAAGUGUAAUGUAAGGUGGCAAAAAGAAGCGAAGGCUAUAAUAGAUGUCAUGACGAAAGGAUGAGUUAUAUCGUGGUCUGAUAGGAAUCUUGUGAAAAGUGUGAAGGUUCUGUUGUAUGUUUUGGGAGUGUUGGAUGAUAGUGCUAGUUUGGACAGAACCCUACUAUGUUGCAUGAUUAGUUCUACUCCAUGGUUAGCUGCUGGAACGGAGGGGCGGCUGUGGCUGUAAGUGCUGCUGACGGGAGUGCUUGCUGAAAGUUGAAACAAGACAGACUGUCAUCUGCUAUGUUAGUAAAGCCUGGUAUAUAAAAGCAGACCAAGUCAAAAUUGUGACCUGCUGCUAACCACGUGAGCUUCCUGAGAAAUCUCAUAUUUGUUAGGGAUGAUGAACGGCUUUUGUUAAUGAUGUGACAUGUUGCUUGGUUGUCUGUGUGGCAACGGACUGACAAGCCUGACCAUAAAUGUCCCCACGCCACGGCAGCUGCUACAAUGGGAUAAAUCUCAAAAAGAGCUGAGGUUGUAAAAAAGCCUUCUAAGUCAUAGACUUCUUCAGGCCACUUACCUCAAAGCCAUUUGUUCCCAAAGAUUGCUGUGAAACCUGUGGUAGACGCCGCGUCUGACCAUAUUGUUGGAGACUUGUCAGUCAACUCUGGUAGGAACAUGCUUUUACCAUUCCAGGUGGUCAAGAAUUCUUUCCACAUAUAUAGGUCUGCCGUGGCAUGAGCAUCCAAGGAUAGUCUAUAGUUGUCGUGUUUGAAAUGUGGAAAAAGACAGAGAAGUCUGGAUAUGAAAGCCCGCCCUUGAGGAAUGAUGCGCAUGGCAAAGUUCAAAGAACCUAUGAGGGAUUGGAGUUCCUUGCGGUUGCACUUACCCAGCAAAAUGUAAUGGUUAAUGCUGUUAAGUAUGUUUGUGAUUUUCUCUUGUGGUAAACUAGCUUGCAUGGAGGCAGUCUAGUUGUAUACCUAGAAAUGUAAUAAUUGUAUCUGGACGUUCGGUUUUCUUGUUGGAUACCGGGACUCCAAGGUGGUCAAACAGACUAAUGGUUGCUUUGAGACUCCUGGGGGGAAAGGAGUUUGCUUCAAUCAGUAAGAAAUCAUCCAGAUAAUGGAGGACUAUGGGGCAUCUAGACACAUUAAGUAACAACCAGGAAAGUGUUUCAGCAAAAGUGUCGAAGAUUUUGGGGCUACUUUUUGACCAAAAGGUUAAGCGGGAGAAAAAGUAAUAGUUAUCUGCCCAUUUGAUGCCAUGUAAGUGCCAUAGUGUGGGAUGGAUAGGUAGUAGUUUAAAGGCAUUGGUAAUGUCUGUCUUACUUAGCCAUGCUCCGAUCCCUGCUUGCAUAAUGGCUGUAAUAGCAUGGUCUAUAGUGGCAUAUUGUAGGGAAAUAUCUUCGGAGGGAAUAAGAGAGUUCAGACUCUGGGUAGAUGAGGUAUGAGGGAUCGACCGAUCUAUGAUGAGUCUUUGCUUGAGGGAAGUUUUCCCUGUGACUAUCCCUAUGGGAUUUGUGCGCCAUGCCGUAAAAGGUGGGAUUUUGAAAGGCCCGAACAAGAACCCCUCUGCCAUCUCUUGGCUAAGAGUGUGUCUAUGGCUGUUGGGUUUUGUUGUGCUGAUUGUAAAUUAGGACACUCGAGUUGGCCUGUGGGCAUAUGUAUAAUGCUUGUAUGAAACCCCUCUGAGAAACCAGAUAUGAGAAAAUUUACCAUAUGUCUGGAAGGGUGAUUGGUUAGUAGUGCUGAGAAGACAUGAAUGUUAACAGAGGUUAGAUACGGUUUAGGGUACAUUUUAUUUGGACACAUGGUAUGUGCAUGUGCCCUGAAACAAUGUGAACAAAUAUGCAAUAACCUGCAUGCACUAAAGCUACAUGUGCCUACAUUGAAAUUAUUGCACACUUGUGAUUUUACCAAAGAAAAUGAUGGGACGACCCAGUUUGUCUCUGGUGGUUCUCUCAGUUCUACCCCCGUAGCUUGUGCUAGAUGACUGAUUACGGUCGUCUGCCGUAUGAGAACAAAACUUGGUAGUGUGAGUGGUAGAAGAGCAGGAUGUACAAGCCGGUGUUUUGAGACCUGUGAAGAGUCUACAAAAUAGCUCUGUAUCUAGUCUGCUCCAGUUGAUACAGGUACCAUACCGAGAGAGAGCUCCAGACACCUUAGUGGAAAAAUACCUAUGGUGGUCCUAAAAAGCAGAUCCACCAUAUUUGUUCCCCAGGUCCACCAGCUUGUGCAUAUAGCGAUCAAAUUCUUCACUUCUAUUAGGGUACACUUCACAAAUUACAUCUCUAAAAAUACCAAAGGCUAACACAAAUUCUGGAAUGGUCAGUUUACGGUUUAACCUUGCGUCUUUGGAUUUGACCACUACAGAAACUUCAUCGUACAUAUAGGUUUUGUUCUCUACCACAUCCUGGGAGGCAAUUAGUAGGGAUGCAAGGUUGACGUCUUUGCCUUCCAGAAUGUCCCUCUUAAUGUGGGCUGGGAUAGUGUAUGCAGGAUCAAUGUCCUGAUAAUCUGAGGAGAUAACCAUGCCCGUGGUUUGGUUGGUGCCUGUUGAGCAGUAUCAGGUCAUGAGUGAGGCCAGCAUAGCCUGGAUAUCACCUGAAUUGGUGUUGCUGGGGCCUUCCCCUGCUUCCGUGUUGUCGAUUGUAGUGUUAAGGAGUUUGAAUAGUUCCGCUUUCCUUGCUGUGGCAGGGUAGGGGAUUUGUCGCCUCUUUAACUCUGUGGUGAUACGUGGGAUCGUCCAGGAUCUGAUUGAUGCCGGACUGGCAAUGUCUCCUCUACGAGAGGGUGUCUCGACCCUAGUUGGGGUGCCAUGAAGAGAUAGCUCUUCAUCAUCUUCAAGAGACAUACUUAAAUAAAAUGAAAGAUAGACUUAUUAUUUGAACUUAUUAGUUUAGUACUGGCUACUAGCUAUGCCGUGAGGCGAAACCAUUAUGCUUAUUGUUUUUUGGUGACAGGUGAGGCUCUAUCUAUGGUUUGCGCAAGGGGAUUGUUGUGGCAGGAUGUCGGCCUCUCGGUGACUGUAACCAGAAAAUAGGAAAGGGAGUGACAGGUGAGGCCCUCUCUGAUACGUGCGAGGCGGCUAGCUCACGUGUGGCCGUAGGGGUGUUUGCUUCCGAGUUUGAAGUGGGGUGUUGGCCUUGCGGGACCACUAAUCCUAAGCAUAAAUGCAGAGAAAGGAGGAAUUAACUAUUGGCCCCUAUGACCCUAAUUGCCAGUACUUGUCUGUUCUGUGGGGGAUUUUGAAUAGGUCUACUGUAAGCAGGUGGACGUACCUGGUAGUAUAGGUUAUUGAAACCUGGUAAUCCGUAUAGGUUAUAGUAGUACCUGUAACUAAAUAGAUGAACCGUAUGAAAAAAUAUAUACAAGUGACACAAUUAUAUUAUCUUUAAUUAUGUUCGUAUUGACCUGUAUAGGUCAGGAGAUGGUGUUUGUAAGAUCUCCUUAAUUCUGUAUGUCGCCUUGUAGUUGGUAGGCAAAUGUAGUAGUAAAGGCAAAUGUAGUAAAAUGUAUAUAAAAAAAGUAUGAUAUAUCUGUGCGAUUAUGUAUGGUGGUCAGGAAAGUAAUGUGAUAUUACAAUAAUGGCAAUAGCCUUGCUGACCUGAAGGUGGCAGUGUGGAAUCUUUAACCAUGUGAAUACCCAUAUGUGUAACUGGGACCUAUUUGUUAACCCAUUCGUGAGUGUAGUUCCCAAAAUGUAACACUAAGCAAUAACCUCCCUUUGAGUCCUGCAAGUAUUAUACACAUACAUGAAUUCUUUAUUCCCAACACCUGUCCGUUCGUGCGUUUAACCGCACGAACUGGACAACAUAAGUCUAGCAGGGUUUGUCAUGCAAUGGCCGAACGGCUGCCCGGUCGGCAGUGCUAGUUAUAGAUGUGAAUAUUGUUUGUGCGAUGUGAAACGCCCGAAAAGGAAGUGACAGGAGAAUCAGUAGCAUUAAGUGUAUAGCGUGUUCGUGCGUUUGACCGCACGAACAUAGACAUGUAUGCGAAACUGCUUAAGCGAGUAAAUGAAUGGGAGAAAUAUGCAGCACAUCAUAUUAAGUACCGAACGUGUAACGAAAAUGCCGUGUAAGCGAACAGCUGAACCAGGACGGAUACAGUAUACAGAUUUGAAGAGCAGAAAUAGCCGAACGCGUACAGUAAGUGAGGACCUGAACCGUAUUUGAUGCCGUGGGCCUUGUUGCCUAGCGUAACGGUUAGGUCUACUUACUGUUUGAUAGUCACUAGGACGCGAUCCGCGGCAAUAGUAGGCAAGAAGCUGAUCCAAAAGAAAUCUGCAGAAGGAUUCCUGGACACAGUUCAGCGAUGGAAAACCUCGUGGGACACAGAAGUAUUCCAAAAUGGCGACUGGAUGAACCGGAAGUGUAUUCAGGCGCUGACCUUGAACGGUGUGGAGUCAGGUAAGGGUUGUACCUUAUAUAGGGGAGUGAAUUAAUUUAAGACCCUCCCACGUGUGUGUGUGUGUACCCACCCCCCCCCCAUGGACCACCGGGGGGAACUGGGAAAGGUGAGACCCAGACAGACACACACAAUAAAAAUAUAUAUAUUCUAUCAUGGACCACCGGGGGUACUGGGAAAGGUGAAACCUACAGACAGACAGACAGAUAGAUAGAUAUAUUACUUUAAUUCACCCCCUAUAGCUCCCUCAGCCAAUAUACUGUAAUUCAUCCCCAUCUUUAUGUGAUGAGUCAUGUGGGAGAGUUGACCAAAAGGUAAGGUGUUUUACAACAGUUGAAAGAGGUCAACCACCAUGUUUUAUAAUUGACCGGAAUAUUAAAAUCUGAAUAUCUCAUACAGUGACAACUAAAAUGGUCUUUUUGUUGUUGUUGUUGCAGGGCUUAAAAUGUGAAGUCAUCUGCUACUAGUCAGGCAUUAAAAGUUACUAGUCAAUGAAAGACAAUUACCAGGGAUAACUUUUUACUGUCAAUAUAAACCGGCCAUUUUAUUUUUUGUACCAAAAUAGCCAUGUCGGGUACACAGUGCACAACUGUCUUUAACGGUAACAGAAAAGACAUCCCUUUAUAGCUUACUGUGUAUCCAGGUUUGGAGUCUAUAGUAACAUGUGCAGGGCAGACAAAAGCAUCGCAUCCAACAGUCGGAAUAGACAAAGUUCAGUGUGUGCAUUGCUAUACAUUCUACUAGCCCCUCUCGCCCCCAAAAAACAACAACAAAACAAGCCAUCAACCUAACUAUACUGUAAUGCAACUUCAAAGAGAAAACUACCAUUAAAAAAAAAAACAUUUUAGAUGUUGUUGCAUUUAGUAACAUAUGCUAACUUGCAGUAUUUCCAUGUGCAUGUAAUAGUAAAAUAUAAUCUUUUUGGCACGAUUUAAAGGAAGACUAAAGUUAAAUCCAAAGGCCACUACUGCAUACGAAUUCUUCUUGACCUCUCUGAAGAAGGAGAGCAUGAUCAACUGGCAGCAAACUCUUCAAUCACUCGGACUCUGUCCUCUCAUCUCUUGGCAAACUUAUCUCAUUUGGAUUCCACUACCACCUGUACACUGAUGACACCCAGAUAUAUCUCCCCUGCCGUCCUGCAACGUAUCACUGCUUGCCUUUAAUCCAUCUCUGACUGGAUGUCCUCACGCUUUCUGAAACUCAAUCUCUCUAAAACUGAGCUCUUUGUAUUUCCUCCUCCUAAUACUGAUCCUCCUCUUUCACUCUCCCUUCAAAUUAGUGGUAUCCACAUAAGUCCAUUUUUGCAAGCGUGCUGUCUUGGCAUUUUACUUAAUUCUGGCCUCACCUUUGAGCCUCACAUGCAGUAUGUUGCCAAAUCCUGUAGAUUCCAUCUUAAAAACAUACCCCGCAUUCGCACCUUUCUAACGCAAGAUGCUACCAAGGAGCUUGUCCAUGCUCUAGUAAUUUCCUGCAUGGAUUAUUGUAACCCUCUCCUAAUUGGUCUUCCCAAAAGCCGUAUUGCCCCCCUACAGUCUGUAAUGAAUGCUGCCAUCAGACUAAUUUUCCUCUCUAGUCGGUCCUCUCACACCUCACCCCUCUGUCUUACAUUGGCUUCCUGGAUCCUAUAGGAGUCAAUUCAAAGUGCUCACCCAUACCUAUAAUGCACCGAACAAUUCUAGCCCCUCAUAUCUCUUCACAGAUCCAUAGCUAUACCCCUUCUUGAUCUGCCCGCGUCCUUCUCCUGUCCGCUGCUCGCACCCAUACGGUCAACUCAUGCUUGCAGGACUUCUCGCGGGUGGUUCCCUUCCUAUCGCCUACCGCCAUCAGAUCCCUCUUCAACCUGUCGUUCCUGUAAUUAACCUAUUUCUAGGUAAAUUCCCCUAUCAUAAUAUUGUAAAGCGCUACAGAAUCUGUUGGCGCUAUAUAAAUGGCAAUAAAAAUAAUUAAAAAAAUUAAAGCCCAAUGAGGAAGCGCCCUUAAUGACACUUACAUUAGGCAAAAUAUAAACAUUUCUGUUAUACAGAAACAGCAAAUAGUUUUACACUGCUAGAUAAAAGAAGCAGCAUCUCUGCACUAAAACAGCAUGUUUGCAUCUGGAGGGUUAAAACCUGGGGGACCUGGCACCCAGACCACUUCAUUGAGCUGAAGUGGUCUGGGGGACCUGGCACCCAGACCACUUCAUUGAGCUGAAGUGGUCUGGGGGACUAUAGUGUCCCUUUAAAAAUAUUUCUAAUCUUGACGUGUUCAUUUAUUGGAGUAUAAUAUACCGAUAGACUUUUCUACAUAGUUCCACUCUGUAUCUGGGAGAUCAUCAAUACUGAUCAUGUCUAGGCCAGUCCAAUGCUUCUCAUAGAAAUGCACUGGCAAUAUAAGUUGGAUGCAUGACAAUUGCCAUGCUCCGCCACUGAAUCUAGUUUCUAUAAAAAGUGAUCACUACUUCUUUGAACUUGUGCUCGAAGCAAAUGAGCAUGAAACUUUCCCGGCUCUCAGAUAGCUGAGAGGGUGCAACGGUUUGUUUUCCUGGCACUGGAGAGUCCCUUUAAAUAUGGGUACUUUUAAUGCUUUGAGUUUUUAUUAGAUUUAGUACAUUACCACUUUCUCCCAAUGUAUUACUCCCAGCAACAGUACCUCUACAGUCCAUUGUAUUGGCAAAGGUGCAAUAAGUACUCUAUCACCCCUUCACCGAAGGUCACAAACAUUUUCCUCUUACCUGACUAUGACCUGGUGCAGAGUCUCCGUCAAUGCCAGUUAAACAGCAUCUGGCUUCUGACGAUCCCAUCAUUCAUUCAUUGGCUGUAAGUGUCAGCUGCGCACUCUCGGCCAGUGAAUGAGUUUGUGCAAGAUAUGUGCAGAGAACUGACAUUAACCAGACGACCUCUCUCGUUCGGACUGGUUUAUGACUCUGCAAGAGAUGAAGUUACCUCUGGCAACAACAUUAGAUAUCCCAGUGUGAGCAGCGUUUUGUAGUGAAAACUUCACAUACAGAGACCAUGCACCAGGAUUAAUUCAAAUCACUGAAGUGGUUGUGGUGAACCGUCACCUCUUAACGUUAAGGAAUAUAAGUUCUUUGCCUCCGUAAACACUGUUAAAGAGUUUGUGAGGAUAAAGAGCGCAGUUUAAAACAGGCUUACCUCCAUAGCACUCACAAUGCAGGUCCUGUCCUCUUUUCUGGGUUCAUUCCACAAUACUCUGUGGGUGCACAUUCUUAUAAAGUGUCAUAUGAGCAGCAACAUGAGGGUCAAAUAAAUAUAUUAUAUUAUAUUAUACUCUUGUUGUGCUAGGUCAGCCUUAUAAAUAUAUAUAUUAUUUAACUCUUCAUAGCUAACAUUUUUAGUUCAACCAUGGUGACAGUUUAAUAGACAAAAAUGCAAAUGGGUUUGUCCUAACCCGGAGUCCUUAAAUACUUCUAAGAUGGUUUCUAUAUAUAGCCCUGUCAAGAAACCCUGAGAAUCUCUGCCACUGUAUGUGAUGGCUGACCGGAAUUAGGGGGGGGGGGAAAGCAAUUACAAAUGUGUGUUUCUAUGUGUAUAUUUAUAGUCCGUGUGUGAUUGGCAAGCUGUGUGUGUGUGUGUGUGUGUGUGUGGCGCUAGUUAGGCGUGAGGAUGAUUAGGUGAGUAUGCCUAGCUUGCAUCACAGUCAUUGAUCAAGUAUGUUUGAUGUGUUACUUACUAAUUCUGUGUGACUUUUAAGGUGUACACAAUUGUUACUUAUGUUCCUUUUUAUUAAUGAACAUUUUAUUUUUGCCUCUAUCAUUGGUAAGAACUUGUCAACCCUCUAUUAAACUACAUGAAGAAUUAUUUGCUGAGCAGUGACAGGUUUUAUUCACAGUGAAUUCCAGACAAUUCUCAUCUUAAAAGGAUACUAUAGUGCCAGAAAUACAAAGCUGUAUUCCUCGCACUAUCGCUCCCCCUCACUCGCACCUCCUUUAUUUACUUUAUCCCAGCACCAAUGCCCCUCUGCGCUGGUCGGUGCUCCGACACCUCUGACGUUGCGUGAAGAGCAGGUGAUAAUGCGCAUGUGGGGCAAAUGCCACACUUGCAUUAGACCUUCCCAUAGGAAAGCAUUGAAUCAGUACUUUCCUAAGGGAAAAAAAUGUGUCUGGAUGCGCAGCUGCAAAGCAAGGAUGUCCAGCAUUAGAUAUCAGAUCAAAGGUCCAUUACGAUGCAGGAAGCACCUCCAGUGGCUGUCUGGAGGCAGACUUCGUGCUGCAAGUGCAAAAGCAAUGAGCUGCAGGGGUCUGGGUGCCUAUAGUGUCCCUUUAAUGAGUUUAAAAUUUAAGGCCAAAGUAGCUGCCUUGAACCAUAGCUGAUUUGGAUCAUUUAUCCAGUUCAGCUAUUUUGGCCUUAAAUUUGAAUUUCACUUUGAAUUCUUGACAAUUCUCACUUUAGUGUAUAACCUUGUGAGUUUCCAAGAUGUGAAACUGCAGGACAAAAUAGAUGUUGGAUUUUUUUUUUUUUUUCUUCGCAACUUAAAUAGGUAUUUUCCAGUUUUGUACAGUGGGUCGACAUUUUCAUGUGGCAUACCAUUACUGUAAAUAGUUUCUACAAAUGCAUAUUUUUAUUUUUGCUUUGAUCAUUAGAGAACAAUGUUGAUGCUUCUAACGGGUAAAACAUUUUGCAGCUUUCACUGUGCAUUGUGUACUAAUCCACUAGCAUCUGGACUUUCAGACACACCUGGACUGUAAUCCUUAACCAGAGCAUUCAUAAAACAAAGGACUCCAAAAACGGCAAUUCAGAGACAGCAGUGUGUUUUCAUCCAAUAUCUGUUAUGUGGUUGUUCACAUGCCAUGGCUUUCUUGUUUGAAUAAACGAUUGGUAGAAUUGACGUCGUAGUGUAGGGGGUUCAGUGCCUUCAAAUUCCACUUUAAAGUUUUAUUCCAAGCACCAUGACCACUUCACUAAAUUGAAGGGAUCAUGGUGCGUGGAGGUUGUGUGUGCAGCAUUUUGCUAUAAAAAUGCUGUACACGGGUAUCACUCCAACUGUGGCCUUGUCUUUAGCCUGCUCAGCCUGGCUAAUGUCCAUGCUGUUCAUAUUUGGGUCUGAUGCCCAUACCCUUAAGGGAUCGACUGAUCAUUUUUCCAGAGUCAAUGCCUAUACAGAUUAUUAGUCACCUAACAGGUUGAUCUUAUGUACUUUUACAUUUUUGAAAAAGCAUCACCUUUUCUACACAAAUCUUGCAUUACUGACAGCAAACCCACUCCUCUCACUCGGUGAGUUCCCAGCAAGAACAGUGCUGUUACUGAUAGGAGUGGGAUUGCUGUCAAAUCACACUAUCAUUCUGACGCAGCCAAAUCCUGCUGGAAUCACUGAGAUCUUAGCAUGCACAGUGCUGUUACUGAUAGGAGUAAUAGCAGUCACAUUACUCUCUAACAGUCGGCAUUACAGUAGAUUAUGCACGAUUUCCCUCCCUUCUGCUGAAGUCUGCAUGCAGGGACUGACAAGGAGGGGUGACGUGAGGUCAUAAUGUGGUCAUUGGCUGGUGGCCUGAGUUUCUGGAUGUGGAACAUGGCGUGUGGUGACUGGGACAGUUGAGUAAGCCAUCAGUAAUAUCCAUAAAGGCCAAUAUUAUUAGACCGACCAAGGCUAAUACCGAUUUUAUUAGAAAUAUGCAUAGGGCACCCGGUGGGCCUCCUUAGUGUGUGUGGGCCCCAUGGGGGAAAAAAUAAAUAGUUGAGUGCAGUGGGGCCCACGGUGCAGCUGCUUUGGGUUCGGGGCAGCUGCCCAGUUUCCCUUGCGUUACAGAUGGCCCUGAAGCCAGUACCUUUUCAAUUACUGAUUGUAACCCCAUGCCCAUAAUUUUAUAUUUGUCUCCAACAUUCUUUCUUGUCAAAGAUUUGUGCACUAGUAAGCUUUGCAGCCAUCUCUAUAUUUUGUGUAAUAAAAUACUUUUUCUUUUUUCAAAAGUUUCAGUCACUCUCUGUAUCGCUCAAGUGAUAUUAGGUCCCAUACACCCUGUUCUCAGGAUACCAUAUGGUAAUGCAAGUGGGGCAAUAAAGCAGUCAUAAUGACUUUCUGGACCAUUUCCAGCCCUACGCUUGGCUAAAAUAUUCUGAGUGUAGAUGAGGUAUGACCUUCACUUUCACAAAUUGACUAUUCUUUGAUUAAAGUGUUGGUACCCAGAGUCUGCAGCAGCAAUUUGCUCUGCCAUGGCUGUCCAUAAGAUACCUGAAGCACUUAUUUCCCAAUAUCUGUUGUCCAUAUUGUGGAGUGUGCACAUUGCACUCAAAAUAGGGAAAGUUCAACUGAUGGCAGAACACUGCACUAAACCAUGAGUGAACCUGGCUGUGCAGAAACCAACAGCAUCCAUGGUGUAGCUGUUUUUACAUCAUUUUAUGUAAUUUUUAACAAAAUGGGUCAAUUUUCAUCCAGACAAUCUUACUGCAUUUCUACGGUAUAUUAGGUGAAAUAGUGCCUUAACAAGUGGAUUUUGCAGCAAUUUAACCCCCUGUAGCUUAUGACCCCAGAUAAACCUUUUAAAUACUAUUUGAUCCAGACAAUCUCUCUGACAGAAAGUGCUGCAUUGGAGGGCACACUGCUAGUGUUUUGUAUCAGGUAUUUAGUGUGAGUAAGUUCCUGCUGUGACACUAAUGCCCCCCUGCCCCUGAAGGUGGGUUAAUGGUAGCGCUGGAUUAGUUAUGAGGAAUUGAGUAUGCUUGAAAACUCAAUGGAGCUCCAUAGAAGCGAAGUAAAAAAAAAAAAAAAACACACAAAAUUUAAAAAAAAACGCAACUUUCGCCAAUUCUACAACUAAAGGAAGUUUAAUUUUCAGCAACAGGUUCACUUUUUUAAUCUUUUUUGUGUACCCUAGCAGCUAGGUGAUGUGAGUAUCUCUCUGAUAUAAUGCAAAAUAGUGUAACAAACUCUAUAGGAAACAAUAGGUUAUAGAAGCAUCCAGCAACAUAGAGCUGUGUGUAUAUAAAAUAAAUAAAUAUAUAUAUAUAUAUAUAUAUAUAUAUAUAUAUCAUGACACAGAAGUGUAACAAUAUGUGUUUGUGAUGGUUUUUUGUUUAAAGGAUCACUAUAGAGUCAGGAACACAAACAUGUAUUCCUUACCCUAUAGUGUUAAAGGACCACUAUAGGCACCCAGACCACUUCAGCUCAAUGAAGUGGUCUGCGUGCCAGGUCCAUCUAGGAUUAACCCUGCCUGCUGUAAACCUAGCAGUUUCAGAGAAACUGCUAUGUUUACUUUAGGGUUAAUCCAGCCUCUAAUGGCUGUCUCACUGACAGCUGCUAGAGGCGCUUUCGCGCUUCUCACUGUGAUUUUUCACAUUGAGAAGACGCCAGCGUCUAUAGGAUGCUUUCCUAUGGACUGACUGAAUGCGCGCGCGGCUCUUUCCGCCCAUGCGCAUUCAGCCAAUGACAUCAGAAGAGGGAGGCUAGUCCCCAGUGCCGAGGGAGCCCGACGCUGGAGAAAGGUAAGUGUUUAACCCCCUUCAGCCAGACGGGAGUGGGGGCACCCUCAGGGCACUAAAGUGCCAGGAAAAAAGUUUAUUUUCCUGGCACUAUAGUGGUCCUUUAACACCACCAUCUGGUCCCCCCCUGUGCUCCUCAUGCCUCCAUAAAUAUAGCAAAAUCUUACUGUAUUCAAGACUGAUGCUGUAGCUCUGCAUGCUGUUUGCCUCAGAAAAACCUGCUGACAUCAUCAGAAGUGGUAGCUUGAUCCAAUCACAAUGCUUCCCCAUAGGAUUGGCUGAGACUGACAAGGAAGCAGAUCAGGGGCAGAGCGAGCAUGAUUCAAACACAGCCCUGGCCAAUCAGCAUCUCCUCAUAGAGAUGAAUUGAAUCAAUGUAUCUCUAUGAGGAAAGUUCAGUGUCUGCAAGCAGAGGGUGGAGACAUUGAAUGUUUGGAUGCAUUUUAGGCAGCCAUGACCCAGGAAGGAUCUCUAACCGCUAUCUGAGGAGUGGCCAGUUAAGUUAUCACUAGGCUGUAAUGUAAACACUGCAUUGUGUGUCUGAAAAGACAGUGUUUACAGCAAAAAGCCUGAAGGUAAUGAUUCUACUCACCAGAACAAAUUCAAUAAGCUGUAGUUGUUUUGGUGACUAUAUUGUCAUUUUAAUCCCAUUUAAACACCUUUUAAUUUUAUUAAAUCUGAAAUUUUAUUAAUUAUGUACAAAUUUACCUUGUUUAAUCCCUUAAGGACACAUGACAUGUGUGACAUGUCAUGAUUCCCUUUUAUUCCAGAAGUUUGGUCCUUAAGGGGUUAAAGGGGAACUGUAAUUUCUCAGAAUUUACAGCAUUGAAUAAAAUGUUGCAAAUCUUCUAUGACCUUCCUACCUAACCGAAAGGAAUCAUUUCCUUUUUGGUGACUUUUAUUUUAUUUCAUCUAUGACUUGUGUUAACUAUUUUUUCAUGAGAUUAAUCAUUUUUUUUUAUUAUUAUUUUAAUUUUAUGUAAAAGACUUGGCAAAUUACAUUACAAUUCUGUUCAAUCCAAUCCAGGCACAGCGCGAACACUUAUUUCAAAUGAGGAGGAAGAGAGAUAUAGAAUAUGAAGAAUAGUUUUUUUGUUUGUUUUUGUUAUUCUCAAUAUUGUGAGUGCCAGGUGGAAAAGACAGAGCAUAUAUCAAUGAGGUGCUCGUUUGUAUUAAAAAGAAGUAUGGGUUUCUAGAUUUUAUUCAUAAAGGAAAACUAAUGUCAGGAACACAAACAUGUAUUCCUGACCCUAUAGUAUUAAAAACACCAUCUUGCUCCCCUAAAUAUACCGGUAGUAAAAUCUUACUUGUAUUUCAGUCUGCUGCUGCUGCUGGCUCUGCCCUUUAUGUACCUGCUUGGCUGACAUAAUCAGAAGUGUUGCUCAAAGCCAAUCACAAGGAUUUCCCAUAGGAAAAAUUGGAUUGGCUGAGCUUGUCAAGGAGGCAGAUCAGGGGCAGAGCAAGCACAAGCCAAACACAGCCCUGGCCAAUCGGCAUCUCCUUGUAGAGAUGCAUUGACUCAAUGCAUCUCUAUGAGGAAAGUUCAAUGUCUACAUUCAGAGGAUGGACACACUGAAUGGCAGUGCUUCUCACUCUGCAGCACUGGCCCUGGAAGCACCUCUAGCAGCCAUCUGAGGAGUGGCCAGUGGAGUUAUCACUAGAUUGUAAUGUAAACACUGUUUAUUGCAAAAAGCCUGAAGGGAAUGAUUACUCACCAGAACAAAUUCAAUAAGCUGUAGUUGUUUUUGGUGACUACAGUGUUUCUUUAACACCCCACAAACAUGUGUGAUAAAUAUAGGGAUAAGUAAAUCUUAUUAAGUUCCCCUGUAAAAUCAUCGAAGUCCUUUAGAAUCCAGCACAUGGGAUUGAAAAGAAAGAUACAGCACAUACUGUCAAUGUUUAUAUGAAGAUAUUUAUAUAGAGGCAUACCUCUCUAAUACGGGGCGUUGGGUUCCAAACGACCUCUGUAAAACGAAUCUCAGCCUUUGACAUCAUUAUAUGGAUUCAUAUUAAAUGCAUUACAACAUAUAGCACAUAAUUCUAACCUCAAUCUGUUAUCUGUGAUUCAUCAUUUGUGUAUAACGGAAAUAUGCCAUAAAGCAAGGUACACCUGUAUGUGAACUGUGUAGGUAUUGGUGUCUUUUCUAUACAGAGUCUUAUAGCUUUAGAAGACUUAAUUUUGUGCCUAGCUGUUUCUUCAGGAGGUGUUUGUUUUUCAAUAAUUUCCUUAAAGUACCCAAGAGUUAACAGAUCUGUGGUGAUUCUAGUAGGGAUCGACCGAUAUUGAUUUUUUAGAGCCGAUACAGAUACCGAUAAUCUGCGAACUUUCAAGCCGAUAGCCGAUAUCUUGCCGAUAUUCUGUACAUUUACUAUUUUGAAUAAAUAAACUAAUUCGAAAGGUAAAUGCACAAAAUAUACAUGCCACAUGUAGUGGAUGAAGUGUGUUUAGACAGGGGAACUGUGUGUGUAGUGGAUGCAGAGUGUGUGUUUGUGUAGUGUGUGUAUAAUGAAUGUAGUGUGUAUAUAAUGCAGUGUGUUUAUGUAUUGUGUGUGUAUAAUGCAGUGUGUGUAUGUAAUGCAAUGUGUGUUUGUGUAGUGUGUAUGUAAUGCAGUGUGUAUGUAAUGCAGUGUGUAUGUAAUGCGUAUGUAAUGCAGUGUGUGUGUCUGUGUAGUGUGUAUGUAAUGCAGUGUGUGUCUGUGUAGUGUGUGUGUGUCUGUGUAGUGUGUGUGUGUCUGUGUAGUGUGUAUGUAAUGCAGUAUGUGUGCAGUGUGUGUUUGUGUGUGUGUGUUUGUGUAGUGAUGUAAUUUGUGUAAUUUUUUAUUUUAAUUUUUUUUAAAUAUUUAAAUGGGUUUUUUUUUAGUCCCCCCCCGAGUGUGUUUGUGUCGCGUGUGUUUGUGUCGCGUGUGUUUGUGUCGAGUGUGUAUGGUGUGCAGUGUGUGUGUUUGUGUAGAGUGUGUUUGUGUGUGUGUGUAGUGAUGUAAUUUGUGUAAUUUUUUAUUUUAAUAUUUUUUUUAAUAUUUAAAUGUUUUUGUUUAGUUCCCCCCCCGUAGUGUGUGUUUGUGUAGAGUGUGUUUGUGUAGAGUGUAGUGAUGUAAUUUGUGUAAUUUUUUAUUUUAAUAUUUUUUUUAAUAUUUAAAUGUUUGUUUGUUUUUUGUUUAGUCCCCCCUCCCUGCUUCUUACCAGGGAGGGGGAUAUAGUAGUCCCUGGUGGUCCAGUGGCUUGUUAAGUACAGUGGUGGCUCAGCAGCAGCAAGCGCUGACUUACCUUGCAUGCAGCUCCUCCAGCUCCCUGUGUAAAUCUCGCGGCUCUUAGUGCCGCGCGGAGCGUUGCCAUGGUAACCCGUGGCAACGCUCUGCGGCCGCGGGUCUCGCGAGAUUUACACAGGGAGCUGCAUGCAAGGUAAGUCAGCGCUUGCUGCUGGCCCCCACAGGACCGCCGGGCUUGUAAUGGGCCCGGCGGUCCUGUUAUAUAUUAUCGGCAAUAUCGGUAUCUGAAUUGGCCGAUACCGAUAUUGCCGAAAAUACCAAAUAUCGGCCGAUAAUAUCGGCCAGACCGAUAAUCGGUCGAUCCCUAGAUUCUAGGUUUGACAUUCCAUUGGAACUGAAUUGCUUUUUAUUUUUUAUUUAUUUUUCUGUAAAUAAAAUAAUAGAGGUUCUCUGACUGCAAAUUUAUUACACCGCAAGUGGACCUGAAAAUCUUUCAAUUCAAUAAAACAACUUAUUCCAUAAAAAUAAUAUUUAUAUAUGCAAAAAUGUAUAGGUGGUUUGUUUUGGGGUUUUUUUGGGGGGGAUUAAAGCACACAGAUUUGACACUAGCCAGCCUGUAACUUUUUCUAGACUGGCUCAAAAAACAGCCAGAGGUGGUUACACAUAUCUCUAUGUGCACAGUGUUUCAAAGAGAACCACUGUACAUACAGCCUAGAAGUACCACGACCACUUCAAAUCACUGAAGUGGUCAUGGUGCUUGGAGUUGCUUCACUGAUUUAGUAUGAGAUGGAAGGCUAGAUAGCAGUCUGCUAAAAACUUCAAAAUCUGUAGAUUUCUAGCAUAAAGUCUUGAAUGUGAUGACUUUAUUCUAUGCUGGACCAACAACAUUUUCACAGUAGAUUAAUAAGGAAGGUGGAAUACCUUGGUAAAAAUGUAAGAGAAAAGUAUAGAAAAGGAGGAGAUAGAAGACCGGGGGUAAGGGUGCAAUGGGUAAGAAGGCAAAGCAGUAAAACCGUAAUAUCAAGACCUUAUUGGCAAUAUAAUUCCCAGCAUGGUGACCACGGUUUAUGAAAUUAGGUGAUUGUGUUUCUUACAUGUGCAUUAAGUGAUUCUUUUUAAAUUUGGGGAUAACCUUUUUAAUGGGAGGGACCUUAUCCUGCAGCCAAGACUGGGAAAACAUCCUGCUGUCUGCUAGCAUGAUCCUACUCAAGAAUUCUUGCUUAUGGGGGCUGAGGUUAUCAAUUGCUGUAAAUAAUGGCUCGAAUGGAAUUCAUCUGUGUAAAAAUGCAGGAAGUUAGAUUGUGGAUCAAUUAUGAGGCACUUACCAGCAUAUGUAGUGGCUUUGUCCUAUCUCUGCACAGUCUCCAGCAAACCUCUGAAUCCAUUAUCCCCAUGUGCAAUUUUACGGGUGAGAUGUACUAGAUAACUAAAUGAUUGUUCCUGUAGGGUAACAUAUAUGGAGGACUAAGAGUAAGACUCCCAUAUCUUCACCCAGUUCUGUUUUCCACAAGUCUUUAUAUCGAAGUUUCCCCCAUUCAUUUGAGAGUGUAUAUAGAUAAUAUAGUAAUGUGAUCAGACCUUUCUAGGGGGCGACUGCGAGAUAUGACGUCCUAAGACGUAAGAGGUGUUCCAGUCUCCUUUUUGGCUCUUUGGACUAAAGUAGAAUUAGUUAUUGAAAGUAUGCAUUCAGCAUUCAGAGCGUUCAGCAUUGGAAAACAUGAAAACUUUUAGUAAUUGAAAGUCUUCAGAUUGAAGUGCCUCUGGGCUCUGGUGGCUGUCUGGCAUUUUGCCUGACAAAUGUAAACUUUGUCAUUUUUUCACAGAUGCACUGUUUAUGUUUUUCAGAAUGCUGAGACAGGGUUUGCACCAAGACCACUACAUUAAAGGUGCAUUAGACUGACUUUAGUUGGUUUUAAAUAAAUAAAUCUAACUUUUGUUGGAUUUAUUUGUACUAAAGGGACACUCUACUGCUCAAAUACAAAAUAAAUAAAUAUCACUUUUAGUAGAUAUACCCCAAAUGAAAACUAUCAUGCAUUUUUUAACAUUGAGGUAUAUCAAAAACCAGCUUGCAAAAGUUGCAGUUCUGCCUUUGCAAUCCCUCCCCUUCUAACCCCUCCCAGACUUUCUGUAGCUGUCCAAUCACUUCUCAAUGUAGCUUAAUCAGAAGUCUUUGCAAGGCAGGUGCUCUGGGCAAUUGCUGCCUCUUGAGGUGCAUUGAGCUAACGAAACCAGGAAGUAACAUUACCUUUUGUCUGCUUGAAAGCUAAGGAGUUGUAACCAGGUUAAUUUAUAAAAGUGUCGAUUUUCUACUGAAAUCUGCAGUUUUUGCAAAAUGAAAUAAAGAGGACACACUCUUCACACCUAAAGCAUUUUAGCAAGCUAAAGGGUUUUUUGUUUGUUAGGGGUCUGGAGUGUCUUUUUAAAGUGUCUCUGUCACUCUAAAGUUGUGGAAACAGUGUUGAUGGAGUAUGACCAUUUUCAACAUUUAUAAAAGUAAUUGCGGCUCUCCCUCCUUGACCUUCAGUGUGCUGCUAUAGAAUUUUGUGCAGUUUGGCAGUGUGUCACGUGGACAUGCCACAAUGUUAUACAUUCUCCAAGCUGUUUAAAGAUAAAUGUGGAUUCAAGGGCAUACGUGAAAUUGCAAAGCUCCUAAAGCUAUAUCGUCUUCACAUUUCAUUUCAGGCUAAAUAAAGGCCUGUAGAUUUUGCAAGAAUUGUGUUUGCUAAUUUUUAUUUUAUAUUUUGCAAAUAAGCAACAAGAAAAUUAAACAAACUGGUUGUGUUCUUUAUCCAUGUCUGUAUCUGGAAAUGGAUUUUGUUUGGGUUGCCUAGAUUUUAAUGUGUAAAUAGAUCUUUGUGAUGAACGCAGCCUGUCACCCACAAUAGAUCUUGAAACGCAAGGAGUGUAAUGAUUAAUUCAGAUACAAUCAAAGUAAGAAACGAUUGCUUUCUCAGUAGUGUUUGGCAAUUUUCUUUUAGGCAGCCCAUCUGUUUUUGCGGCAAACUGAGGCAAGGUUAAUUAAAGCAUUAUUAUAGAAAGCUGAGGAGAUAAGAUUUGCAAACUUGGUCUCAUGUAGAGCUUAAUUCUAAGAACACAAUGGCAACUCAACUGGUAUGCAAAAAGUUACAUUAACCCAUUUGUUACAGACUAAACUUUUUUAAAAGCAUAGGACAGUGCAAAUGGAGAGGGGGGGAGGGGGGGGGUUGUACAUUGUGAAUUACAAACUUUCACCCAUCAUAUAUGUUGGUGUACACAACCAGUUAGACAGCUGUGAUCGUAACCACGUUCCAGUUCCAAUAAGAAGCAAAGACUCCGUACUAGUACCCAAUUAGGACAGGUACGCUUAAUGAUUUAUUGUACUUUUUUCAAGUAGUUUUUAUGAAUGAAGAGCUACUGAUUGGCUUAGAGAGUUAGUUGAGCACUCUAAGCCAAACAUGUUAAACUCAAAGGCUAGCACGGGCCACAUAAACAAGUUUUAAGUUUAUGUGGGCCGCAAAAAAAAAAAAUAUAAACCUUAAAUUUUCAUAGAAAAGUAGGUUUGUUUUUAAAAGUACCGUGUGUGUGUGUGUGUGUAUGCCUCUGUCAAUAUGUCCAUGAGAGAGUGUGUGUCUGUUUUUCGAUCACAUUAUUGGUGUUUUUACUCACAUUUUUUUUUUCCACGCUGUACUGGUUUAGUCGUGGCUUUUCCCGCCUCCAUAGCUGAGAUCUUAAUGAUCUCAGCUAAGCCAAUGCUUUCCCAUAGGAAAACAUUAUGAGGAUACGCAUGUUCUCUAUGGGUAACAUUCAGCGACUCCAUGCAGAGCACUGACACAGGACUCUCUAGUUGCCGUCUGAGUGACUGUCGCUAGAGGUCUUAGUAGGCAGCAAUGUAAAUGCUGCCUUUUCUGUGAAAAAGUAGUGUUUACAUUGAAAAGGCUACAGGGACAGGCUAUAGGCACCAGAACAACUACAUUAAUCUGUAGUGGUUCUGGUGACUAUAGUGUCCCUUUUAAAAAUAUUUGCUCCAAUCUUUUUUAGCUGGCUCCUAGAUUCCGAACAAAUUUGUCAAGCCCUCGGUUAAACUAUUCACAAACAGUUUAACCUGUAAAGGUAAGGAAACACCAGGGUCCUCCUGGCACCAUAACAAUUUCAUUUUGAAGUUAUUAUGGUGUCGGAGUGUUCCUUUAAAGGGACUCUCAAGUGCCAGGAAAACAAACCCAUUUUCCUGGCACUAGAGAAUCCUGGAGUUAAAUCCCCUUCAGCUACUUACCUGAAUCCAGUGCAAAUGUCCCGCUGGGUCAGGCUCCGCCCAUGCUCCGCUGACGUCGGCAGGGAGAUCUAAUGUGCAUGCGUGGCAAUGGCCGCGCACGCUUUAGACCUCCACAUUGAAUAAUGCUUUCCUAUGGGGAAAAUCUGAUGCUGGAGGUCCGUGAGGACAGCUCACAGCACCCAGACUACUUCAAUUAGCUGAAGUGGUCUGGGUGCCUGGAGUGUCCCUUUAACAUAAAAAGAGCCUGAAAAACAAAAUCAGAAUUAACCCUUUACUUAAUCAUGUCAGUUGCUAAAUAUUUCAUCUAUAUUUAAAAGAACACUCAAAGUACCACAACCACUGUUACAACAUACUGAUUUUGGUUCUAGGAGUGCCCUGGUCAUCCCUCCAUUGUAAAGAGUCAAAUGUUUUAGAACAAUAUGACAUAUUACCAAGGGUGUACCGGAUGCUGCUCUAUAGUCACUAGAACAACUACAACUUAUUGUAUUUGUUCUGGGAAGUCUAAUCAUUCCCUUUAGGCUUUUUGCAGUAAACUUCAGAGAAAAUGCAGUGUUUACAUUACAGUCUAGGGUUACCUCCACUGGCCAUUCCACUAGAGGUGCUUCUUGGGGCAGUGCUGCACAGUGUACAGCAUUGCCAAUCAGUGUCUCCACCCUCUGCAUGGAGACACUGAACUUUCCUCAUAGAGAUACAUUGAUUCAAUGCAUCUCUAUGAGGAGAUGCUGAUUGGCCAGGGCUGUGUUUGACAUUUGCUGGCGCUGCCACUGAUCUGCCUCCUUGACAGUCCAAUCAUAUGAGAAAGCAUUGUGAUUGGCUCACAGAAUAAUUUCUUAUGAUGUCAGCAAAGCAGGCAGAUCAGAGCCAGCAGCUGCAAUCUUGAAUGCAAGUAACAUUUUACUAUGUUUAGGGAGGCUUGGGAUGGCUAGAUGGUGGUAUUACCACUAUAGGGUCCAGUAAAUUUCUAAAUAAAUAAGUAACCAUUUUAAAUGUGAACAAUGGUAAAGAUUUGUAUUUUAAAGGAGAUGCCACUUCAUGGCAUUUUAGUAGUGUGGUUAAUUAUCAAUAUAUUUCACAACCAUAUUUUUGUAUUCCUGAACCCAUAGUAUUCCUUUAAUGUGAUUUCGAAAUAAAUGACAGCUCCCCUUUUAAAAGUAAACUAUAGCAUUAAAAAAAGCAUUAUAAAAGUAAUGCAGGAAAAAUGCAUACUUUUAUAGGUCCCCUGUAAUUGGCCCUUUUAUACUUUAACCUUGUUACACCCCCUGGCUGUCAAUCAGACAACCAGUCCUGUUACUUCCUGAUAGUUUAUCUAACUCUAGAGGGGUUUAUGCGAUAUGUAGGUCAGCACUUGGAAGCCAUUCAAUGCAGCUCUUAAAUGCUUUUUGGCAACUCUUAAAACUAUUAGAAACCCUGUUUGUGUCAGUAGCAAAAGCACACUUAGGAGGAUGCUGUAUUUUCCAUCUACCCAUAUGUUAUGUCUUUCACUGAAGGGUACUGGAGUUAUAGUUCCAGCCUGAGGGGCCCACCUCCAUAUUGACAUUAUCCUUAAAUCUUUGCUGAGAGUCCAGAACAGACUCAUGUCCCGUACAAGAACACAAUGAUCUAAUUAAUUGUGCUUGGAGUGUUCCUUCUGAUAAAUGAUUCAGUCUAGCAUGAUGGCGAUCAGUCUACUAGUUUUGGACAUGGACAAAUUUACAUCAUUGAAGAAACAAUGAAGUCUGUUUGCUGUUACUGCUGCUACAUGCAGUAUGACUAGUUUUUAUAUCUAAUAGGAGAGAUUGCUUUUUAUAAUGGUGUGAGAGUAUUGUUUGUUCAUUACAAUUCCCCUUAAUAUAAAUUUGUGCUUUACUGAAAAUCUAAUAUUCGUUGCUAGAAUAGACUACAAUGCAGAAAAUCAGUCAAAUAACAUUAUAUCUCGGUAAUAAACACUUGAUGCUUACUCCGAUCAUCAUAAAUCAUACUGCUCACUGAUGAUGUGGAGUGUAACUCUGCCUGGUUACCCUGUAAUAGGGCAAACCGUUUAGCAAUGGUUUACCUACUUACCUGGGUCCCCACCGGGCUCGGACACUCUCUGGCGGUCCAGUGAUGUACUCCUGGUUCCUGCAAUAUAUCAAUUUUAAAGGUGAACAAUGGUAAAGAUUUGUGUUUUAAAGGGGAUGCCACUUCCUGGCUUUUUAAUAUUGUGGUUAAUUAUCAAUAUAUUUCAAAACUAUGUAUUUAAUAAAAUUUAAAUGUAGAAAUCUAUACCUCUUUAGCCUGAAACCGGGCAGUCGUUGUUAUAAGCUCUGUCUUUUGCACUUGGCAGUUAGCAUUGAGAACACAUAUAGAGAAUACGGCAUGCUUUUUAUUUUAAUUUCUAUACUCCUCUCGGAUUAAUUUUUAUUUUUGUUUUUAUAUACAGUGGGAUCUCUGUUUACGAAUUUAAUGCGUUCUCCGGGACGUUUAUUAUUGUGAAACAUUUGUAAACUGAAACGCAGUUUCCCAAAGGAAUGCAUUGAAAACCAAUUAAUCCAUUCUGGAGGUCAGAAAAAAGUCAAAAUGAGCUGGAAUGGAAACCAACCCACAAUGCAGAACACACAGUAAAAGUCAUGCAAACGAUGAAGAUCAGCUUCCUACCUUUACACAGCUUGAGAAAUGCACCAAAAAGUCCCAAAACAACUGAAAACAAUUUCCAUAAUGGCUCCAAAACCCAAAGCAAAAGCCUCUCCAACACCUCCACACCUUAACACCCCUUCAGCAGCUUACCUUAUUCCAGGGCUGGGCUUCCUUGGCGCUGGUGACCUCUCACCCCCUCCCCGCCGACAUCAAUUUCUCAAUGCUUUUCUAUGGACGCUCUGCGUGAUGGAGGCAUAAUUUGCCUCCAGCGUCGCAGUUGCGCCUCUAGUGGCUGUGCGGAAGACAGCCUUUAGAGGCUGGCUUAACCCCAAAUGUAAACAUAGCAAACUGCUAUGUUUACAUCUGAAGGGUUAAAACCUGAGGGACAUUGCACCCAGACCACUUCAUUGAGCUGAAGUGGUCUGGGUGACUAUAGUGUCCCUUUAAGGUUUGAGACUUUUUUUGUUUUUAUUGUGUAUUAAUGCUUGUAAUUCAUGUGUAUAUGACUUUCCUAAUACAGGAUUUGAUCAUUGAUUUUAAUGAUUUGUUUUUCUUUGUAGCCUGGAAGAGUUGUCACACUUGUUGAAGACCCAGAGGUAAAUAUAUUCUACAAUGUUCAAUAGAAAUGCAAAAUGGUAACAAACACUCUGAGUGAUCAGGUAAUCCUAAAAUUGAGUGAAUAACACAGGCUGGACCUCUUCAUUGACCUUGUGCUACUGUAUACUCAAAACUGUAUGCAAGUAUUUUACAUUUUUGAUAAAUGAAGUGCUACGGGCAGCUCACGUGAAUUUGUACCAUCAACCUGCUAGCCCUACACUUAUCUCCGCUCACUCCAAUCACAAACACAAGCUGUUUAUUCAACUUGUAUUCAUGUUGCCUUCCUUGGGACAUGUAACUUUCCUUUUUGUAACUCUUCUGCCCAGGUCAAGAAUUGUGUAAAAGACCAGUAGAUCUUCUAAUGCCGGCAUAACUGGUUCCUUCUGUGGCAAAUGACUUUUAAGACCUACUCACUUACCAAGGGAGGACCAUUAUCCUUAUAACACUGCCCACUUUUCUAAUUCUGCUAACUUGUGGUUCUAUCACCAAGUGAUUCACCACUAUCACUAGAAUUGAGAACUAAUUCACAUUUUCUUUGUACUCCAGCUUCUAUCUUUUUCUCAGCCACCAUUUAUCCUGUUGGCAUGCUUAAGUGUGCAUGUUUCUGAAUGACACAGCACUAGAUGUAGCUGCAUGCAGUGGUAAAAACUUUUUUGCACUUUUGCCUCUUUAAAUCAUUAUGGAGACUUAAUCAUACCUCCCAAGUGUCUCUAUCGGGGGCAGUCCCUAUUUUGGGCCCAAAUCAAUCUGUCCCUAUUUUCUUGGAGCUCCAUAUUUUUAGUGUGUGUUAGUGUAUACCAGAACUCCACAGAAAUAAUACUCACAGUAAUGUAUCUUUAAACUAUAAUAAAUGUGUUUAGAAAUGAUUCUCUGUAAAUAAAACCUGUUGUUCUAAAUGACAGUUUAGUUGUCAAAAUUGUUGUUAAGUCACCAAAAAUGUAUCGCUACACGCCCACUCACACCCCUAGAAUUGUGUCCCUCCUUGUCCAUUUCAAAUGUUGGGGUGUUUGUUAAUUUAACUCUGCAAAACCUAGCUUUAUUUUACCAAUUGGUAAAAGCAACAUAAUAAUCUGACAAUGAUUUAUGAGAUAGUUUUAGGUAUUCUUUGUGAUUCUAUUGUAAUAUUGGUCACUCCCUAGAUUGCCGUGGUUUCCAAAAGGUCUUCCUUAUUGAUCUGUGACUUGACAAAACUACAGUUCAAGUGACAAAGAAAAGUGGAAUUAUGUGUUUUAUAAAAAGCUUAAAAAACACAACAUAGGAGACUCUGACAUAGCCAGAGAUUUCAGAAUGCCAGUUUAACAUAGUUGAUCUAAAGCCACACGUUGCUCUGUAGUUGAUAAACACAUAAAAUGCAGUCCAAGUUAUUUGUUUUCACUGGUUGUUCUGACAUUUUCUGGUAAGUGUGCUAUACAGUUCGUUACAGUUGUCCUUAUCAAACCAUUAUCCUGGCCCUGUGUUCAGUGGGCUUUUUUUUCAUUUACUUCUUUUGUCAAAUUUAAGCCUCAAUUGUAACUGCAAGAGCCAGUUUCAGGCAGCAAACUGGUGCAUGUAUUUGUUUUCGUUUUGUUAUUUAAUAUUGAAUAUAUUUUAAUGGAUGUGGGGUAUAAUUGGACAGCAAUGUUUUAUAGUUAUGGGAAAUGAUUUUUGUGUUUAUUGUUAUUCUAACAAACAAUCGUGGUGUGUAUCUGGCUUGUAUUUCUUUGAGUGGUGUAAAAAAUAACUGAACAUUUUUCAUGCCACAAAGCUGAACACGUUAAGUCUGUGCCCUCAGUAUCUUGUUUUAUCAUUGCCUUCGUCCCUUUAAAGGGACACCGUGGGCACUGUAUCUGCCUCAUCUCAUUAAACUGGUUAUAGUGUCUGGAGUCCUCUGGUACCAUCAUUUCUUUCAGCAUUAAACAGUUUUUAAAGUUUUAAUGCUAUAAUGCUAAACAAGAGUCCCAGGCAAUCCAUCCCCUCUGUGCUGCUUUGGCUAAUAAGGAAGUGUUAGCCUGAGCAGCAAUAGGCAGCUGUGAUUGGCUGAAUGUGUCAGCUGACUGCUUUUAGCCUGUCAGAGUUCCAAAUGACGGUAUGAAUGGGUAUGACAACAAGGAAGUGUGUAAUCUCUGCCUUAGCUACACAUACUGAAGGGGCCAGACUGUGGGUGGCAAGAGACUCUUAUUUUGUGGCAUACUGCACAAACAUGGUGCAACACUGAAUGGAGGGACAGUGCCAGGGCACUCCAGGCACUAUAACCAAUUCAAAGAGAUGAAAUGCUUAUAGUGACUACAGUGUCCCUUUAAGUAUACUGUCUGCUACAGAGAGGUUUUUUGUGAAUAUUUUCAUUGCCUGCUGUAGAACUGCAGGGCUUAUAAAAUUCCAAUGGAAUGCUAAAUCAUGGCCAGUGUAAUACAUACAACAUUAGGUCAAAGUCAGCUAUGUUGUUAGUUUGGCUACUCUGACCUUCAUUGUGAAAGUCACUUUGCAUUUUCACGUUAGUAAAAAAUAACCCUGAUAAUAUUUCUCUGAUAUUGCUCUUUGAGGAGGCAACAUUGUGAAUGUAUUUAAAUAAAUGUGUUGAGGACAAGGCAUACCUGCGUUGAGGACAAGGCAUACCUGCGUGUUUCACUGCUUUCAUGCAUUAUUUUACCAUAAAUAUUUGGAUGGUAACACACAUUUUGGAUCUUUGUUACAUUGGAUUAAAUUGAAUAAAGUGCAGGCUGUCUUUAUGCUGUAUGAACCAUGUAGGAAUUCUAGCCCUUUUUAUACAUUCUCUCCAUUUGUAGGGGUCCCAAAGGUAGUUUGCCAAAUUGACAUUAAAGGACCACUCUAGGCACCCAGACCACUUCAGCUUAAUGAAGUGGUCUGGGUGCCAGGUCCUUCUAGGGUUAACCCAUUUUUUUAUAAACAUAACAGAGAAACUGCUAUGUUUAUCAAUGGGUUAAGCCUUCCCCCAUUGCCUCUAGUGGCUGUCCCAUUGACAGCCACUAGAGGCGCUUGCGUGCUUCUCACCGUGAUUUUCACAGUGAGAGCACGCAAGCGUCCAUAGGAAAGCAUUGUAAAUGCUUUCCUAUGCGACGGGCUGAAUGCGCGCGCAGCUCUUGCCGCGCGUGCGCAUUCAGCCCAGGAGGAGGAGAGGAGGCAGAGAGCUCCCCGCCCAGCGCUGGAAAAAGGUAAGUUUUAACCCCUUUCCAGAGCCGGGCGGGAGGGGGACUCUGAGGGUGGGGGCACCCUCAGGGCACUAUAGUGCCAGGAAAAAGAGUAUGUUUUCCUGGCACUAUAGUGGUCCUUUAACCUUAACAAAAUCAUGGCGCUGUAUUUGCUUGCAACUUUGUUGCAUUUAACGAUCUCUUAAAAAAAAAAAAAAAACCUUAUUCGAGGCUUGGUAUGUUCUUUCCUAUUCGUGUUUUGUAGCCACCAUCAUUGGUUUCUGUGUUCUUCUAUUCAGUCUUGUCUUCAGAAAGUGAAACAAAAUGUUAAUUCAGGUAGAUAGGCUUUGGUAGUCAAGAAUGUGCCACUCUAUAUUGUGCAGAAAUGUCUUCUUUUAUAUUUAUCUUUAGCAGUGAUUUGGGGUUUUAUUGCCCGUAAAAUUUUUAAUAUCUUCAUAUCUGCUGUAAAGCAAUUAAUCGGCUCGGGAAAGAUGUUUCUGUAGAUUUUGAAUUUUAUUCUACCACUUCUUUAAUCUGUCGUCUAUAAGACAGGUGAGCAGGUACUUGUGCAGUCAUUAAUACCCUGCACACUACAUUUCAGAGGGUGUAUGCAUUUGUUGUGUGCAGAGACUUAUAAAUAUACUUUUAUAUUUUGUCUCCUAUGAUCCAGAACUUCUUAUGUUGUAUGAACUUUCAUCAAACUGUAACCCAACAAUUUUGUUCUUGGGUCUAAAUGUUUGAAGUAAUCUGAGGAUAUCUGCUAUAGUCAAGUUUUAUGGUACAUGGUUUUGUUUCUUCUCAGUUGCAAGUCUUGCCCUCCCAAACACAGGUUUUCCUUGAUUGUUGACUUACUUGACUGACUGACUGCUGCUCUGGUCAUGAGUAAAACAAUAAACUGAUGAUACCACUAGAACGACCUCCAGACCAUGUGUUAGCAAGUUCCUGACCUUGUCUGACUCUGCUCUCUUGUGAAAAAACAUUUUUCAAUAAAAUUAGGGGAUAAAGGUUUUAAAAGAUUCAUAGAUAUAAAUUUACAAAGCAAAAAACAAAACCUGUCACUGUCCAAACAAUAUGACGCACAGAUGCAUUAUAUAUUGCCUUAUUAUAUGUGUAAUUGUCUGGUUUUUUUUGUUUUUUUUUUCCCUCAACAGGGCUGUGUGUGGGGUGUUGCUUACAGAUUGCCAGAGGGAAAAGAAGACGAAGUGAAGGCUUACCUUGAUUUUAGAGAGAAAGGGGGCUACCGGACUACAACCGUUGUCUUUUAUCCCAAAGAUCCCUCAAUAAAACCAUUUAAUGUACUUCUGUAUAUCGGAACAUGUGAUAACCCCAACUACCUCGGUCCAGCUCCUUUAGAAGACAUUGCAGAGCAGAUUUUUAAUGCAGUUGGGCCCAGCGGAAAAAACACUGAAUACCUGUUUGAACUUGCAAAUUCACUCAGGGAUCUGGUUCCAGAAGAUGCAGAUGAGCAUCUGUUUUCUUUAGAAAAGUUAGUGAGAGAGCUUUUGGAAAGACAUCAAAAUUGUAUAUAAACUACCAUGGCAGAUUUGUUAAUUUAACAGCAAAGCAUCUGGCACUGCAAUGCCCCAAAUAUCUUUUAUUCAUACAAAUUACAGAAUCUGUGUUACAUUAUUAUUUUAAAAUGUAAUUUUAUGUGCAAAUGCAAAACAUCCCUGUAUUUAUUCUCAGUUUUACGAUUCAGAUAUUCUUUUGCAAAGUACUUCUGUUUACCUAGAAGUAGAUAAAAUCAUUUUUAUUUUAUUUUUGGCAAGUAUGAAAUGUAACGUAUCUGCAGGAACGGGGAAAAGUAUAUGCAAAAUAGAACAUUUCCUUAUGAGAAAAUGUGCCACGUUCUCAUGUCUGCAAGUGCAGUGUUCUGUUCCAAAUUCUCAGAGGUAUUUGUCAUACAUAAUAUGCUAUUAUUCUCUAAAAAAAAGUAUACAAAAAUAAACGGCAUAGGCACACAGGAGGAACAGCAGGGGACGUUAACAAUAAAGUACGCCUUACAGUUUAUUUAAAGAGUGCAGAAUUCAUAAAAACACAGUAGUAAUCAAAACCUGCUUAUGACUAAAUGUAUGUUUGCAUGAAACGUAUAAAGAGGUUUACUGCCAAAUCCCUUGAUGUUUUAAUGCACUCUGCACUUUUUUUGAAUAAACUGUGGGGAUUACUUUAUUGGAUACAUCGCUUGCUGUUCUCUCUGUGUACCCCUGUCAUUUACUUUAUUUUAUAUUUGGUGCGGACUCCAGCGUAUAGGAGCGCUGGGAUUAGGUGAGAUCCAGCAAGCUAUCGGUGGUUAGAUAUAUGAGAAAGGGUAUCUGCAUAUUUUUGGUCAAAACAGCCAAUCUGGGAAAUAAUUUUUUUUUAAAUAUACAUUUAAACUUUUUACCUGGAAAAGAAAUUGCAAUUAACAAAUCUGCUUUUAGUGUUUUGGUCAUAUGAAUUUAGCUUACAUAUUCAGUUAUCAUCCAGCAGCACCAAAUGCUGUGUUUUUUGAAAGCCAGAGACCUAACCUUGAUAUACAGAGCAUGAAUAAAGUAUCACAAAUACGUUAACAAGGUAGCCAUCUUGUCCUUCUGGCAGGCUCCAGCUCAGGUAGUUUGCGAACUGUUACCUCGGUUAAACAUAAUUCAUUUUUGUUUGCUUGUACAGUAUUGUUGAUCUAAGCAGAUUCUGCAGCCUUGCCAUUCAUACCUCUCUUUAGAGGCAGUGUCAUAACAAAAGCCGACAUUGGCAGGGCUGUUUUUCUGAUGAUAUGUCCAAAUUCUGCUAAUGCGUAUGUAACAAACAGAGAUGUUCUGAAACCUUGUCCACUGUUAUUUUUGUUUUAUUUUUUUUUUUAAACCUCAUCAAGACUCACUCACAGUUUGUCUUCUCUUUUAGGGUUUAACAUUAUAUAUUAACAGGCUAUUGUGUAUAUAAAGAUUCCAUUUGACUCAAGCAAUUCUUUGGCAGAAACCCCUUUAAACCGACAACCCUUUGUAUUGGUUUUAGCCCUUACAUCGAAAUAACUAAUUUCUUUUACAGUCUUACUAAUGAACGAUUAUAUUUAACGGACCUCUUCAUCUCAAUGCCCUGUCAGUUUACUCCUGCAAUGUAAAACAUAGCAAUUUUGUAGUAGCUGCAAUGUUUACAUGGCAGAGUUAAAUACACUUCCAAUGACUGUCUUCCCGACAACCAUUAGACACCCUUCCUCCUUCAGAAGCAAGUAAAACUUUGUCUUGGAAUCAAAUGCUGCUGAUAGCAGCAUUCAAUUGGAGGAGCAUAGCGUUUGACCGCGCAUGCCUAGUUCCAAUCCAUUACUUCACUAUGAGAAGCAUGGGAUUGGAGAAAGCCACGGGUGAUGUCAGCAUCUGAGCAAACCUCAUUGGACGAAAUGCUUGAGGCUGCAGUGAAGGAAUCCUGGCGUAGAUCAGGAGGUGAGCAAUCGGUUAAUUUAUAUAGAUUUUUUUUUUAUUUAUUUUUAAUGCCAAGCUGGGUGGACAGAAGGGAUCCUAUAGUCCAAAAAUAACAAUUAUUUUCAGGACUAUAAGUAAACUUGAAUUUUUUUCAUACAUAUAUAAUGUAUGUAUAAUUGGUGACAUUGCUGCUAACAAUAGCAAUAUUUAUAAAUAAAAUAACUUAUUUAAUAGGUGCAUAUGAGACUUUACUAAAAAGUCUUUGUUUCUUAUUUUGUGUUUAUUUCCACUCAACGUUAUUAUAUGUACUAAAAGGGUACGUAGGUUAAAUAUUAAAUGUAUAUUAAUGUUGCAGAACCACAUCUCAUGAAACUCCUGUAAUAAUUAUUAUAUUAUCUUAUUAAAAGGUUUUAGUUUUUUUCCGAAUUUCAUUACGCAUUUACUUUACCUCUUUACUCAUUAUCCAUUCUGGCAACUGUACCGUGCCUCUUGUUUGUUUUUUGUUUUUUUUUUUGUUUUUUAAAUACUUGUGCACCUGUGAUUUACAGGAUUACAGGCCAUCAAUAUUUCAUCGGUUAUUGCUGUUUUUAAGGUCAGAUUGGUUUGUUUUCAAAGGCUUUUAAUGCAAAUUAAGCUACUGCCAAAUUCCGAGCCAGG
Molecule: messenger RNA, 39107 nt
Organism: Pelobates cultripes (western spadefoot toad)
Lineage: Eukaryota; Metazoa; Chordata; Amphibia; Anura; Pelobatidae
Source: the annotation of a GenBank genome assembly